Messenger RNA from Prunus armeniaca (apricot), 495 nucleotides. Lineage: Eukaryota; Viridiplantae; Streptophyta; Magnoliopsida; Rosales; Rosaceae. The record is from the annotation of a GenBank genome assembly.
AUGGCAAAGGAAACUAAAAAGUCUCAGCAAUCUCGCUCGUCUUCCUCCCCGAGGGCACCCACAGAAGCGUCAACUGGGCAGAUGGUGUUGAAGGUCAAACAAAGUGAAGGGACAAGGAGGUCAGCAAGGUUAAGCAGCAAUGAGGGGAAGAGAGCCAUUUCAGUACAGAAGUCCAAAACCAAGCAGAAGAAAAAAAGUGCAAAACUUGAUGCCAAGAUUCCCAAGAAACCACCAACUGCGUUCUUCUAUUUCUUGGAGGAUUUUCGUAAGGAAUUUCAAGAACAAAAUCCAGGUGUCAAGUCAAUGCGCGAUAUUGGAAAGGCAUGUGGAGAGAAGUGGAAAACAAUGGCAUAUGAGGAAAAGGUUCAAUAUUAUGAUAUAGCGACGGAGAAACGAGCAGAGUUUGACAAGGCCAUGGCAGAAUAUACAGAGAGAAAGGAAAGUGGUGAGGAUGAAGAAACUGAGGAUGAGGAAGAGGAAGAUUGGUCUCCCUAA